Messenger RNA from Manis javanica (Malayan pangolin), 8817 nucleotides. It is a transcript of the gene PHACTR2, whose product is annotated as phosphatase and actin regulator 2. Gene Ontology annotation, molecular function: actin binding. NCBI's taxonomy places the organism in Eukaryota, Metazoa, Chordata, Mammalia, Pholidota, Manidae. The record is from RefSeq and is a predicted model, not a curated record. Gene Ontology annotation, biological process: actin cytoskeleton organization.
AGCAUGUGCACUUCUUUUCUGAAAUGUGCAGUACACUCAACAUUGCAGUGAUUUUUUCCCCCCUCCUUUGCUUAGAACAGAGGUGAAAACCCCAGUGGAUUCUAGUAUCCACUUGAUAGGCUCAGUCUCUCUUAAUCAGCCUGUAAUGGAGCUAAUGGCUGUUUGUCAUCCUUGGAGAUAUAAAUUUCCUGGCUGUGUCUCCUGCAGACAGUGCAUGAAGUAUGCUCUGUGUGCCAGCAAGGACUGAUAAUCAGCAGAAGGGCAGGGUGCUUCGUUAGCCAGGAGAAGAGCCAGGGAGUCCGCCGCCAGGCUACAGAACUCGCCUCGCCACUCCUGAGACAUGGAUAAUGCCGUUGACGGACUGGACAAAGCUUCCAUAGCAAACUCAGAUGGCCCGACAGCAGGUUCGCAAACCCCUCCCUUCAAGAGAAAGGGGAAACUCUCCACCAUUGGUAAAAUCUUUAAGCCUUGGAAAUGGAGGAAAAAGAAGACCAGCGACAAGUUUAGAGAAACCUCAGCAGUAUUAGAAAGGAAGAUAUCCACAAGACAAAGUAGAGAGGAGCUGAUAAGAAGGGGAGUUCUUAAGGAAUUGCCUGAUCAAGAUGGAGAUGUAACAGUUAACUUUGAAAAUUCAAACGGGCACAUGAUACCCAUCGGAGAGGAACCUACCCGAGAGGAAAAUGUAGUAAAAUCUGAAGAAGGUAAUGGCUCUGUAGCUGAAAAAGCACCACCUCUGGAGGAAAAGGCAGAAGAUAAGAAAGAGAACACUGAAAACCACUCUGAAACAUCGGCAGCUCCUGCUCCACCUCCUCCAGCUCUUCCUAAACCUAAACCCAAACCUAGGCCCAAAAAAACACCUGUGUCUCCAAAAGGGGCCGCUGCUGGUGCCGGCCCCAAGGGUGACGAAGUGCUUCCUAUUAAAAAAAUUACCAAGGCUCCUGGUAAGCAGGCCCCCAUCCCUCCACCCAAGCCAACAAGCCGAAACACGCCCCGAGAGGCCGCUGGUUCCUCUCAUUCAAAAAAACCAACUGGCUCCAAAGCAUCAGCUUCACCGUCUACUUCAUCCACCUCAUCUCGCCCCAAAGCUUCAAAGGAGACAGUUUCUAGCAAAACAGGGACAGUGGGCACCACAAAGGGCAAGAAAAAACCUGGCAAACAGCUGUCUCGACCAUCCUCAGAGGCAACUGCUUCUGGUGUGUCCGACCUUAAAGGAGAGCCUCCAGGGACCAGCGUGCAAAGUCUCAAACCGGAGCAGACUAUCCCUGGGGCCGAGGAGCAGACCGCAGGCAAAUCCAAGUCUGCAGUCCCUCUGCUCCCUGGGGCUCCUCCUCCAGCCCCUCUUCCUCCUGAGGAGCAGUAUAUGGUUGCCUCAAACACUCCCAUAGUCCUAGUCAGCAAUGGCACUGACCUGCCCAUCCCUGCCUUAGACCCAGGUCAUCCUCUCUGGACUGAAGAGCCGACAAGCAGAACCACUGUCCACUCAAGCACUGGCUUAAGUGUUAGCAGAGAAAGCGCACAAUGUUUCACAACCAAAGAUGAGCCAGGAAAGGCAGUACCUCAGCAGCUGAGCCCAGGGCUGAUGGGAGAACCUUCCGGAUCCAUCAGCACCCCUCAGGACACGAGCCCAAGGGAAUACCAGGCCAACGACUCUGAUUCUGAUGGGCCUGUCUUAUACACCGAUGAUGAUGACGAUGAAGAGGAUGAUGACGAGGAUGGCAAUGGAGAAAGUGCCUUGGCAAGUAAAAUACGGCGAAGGGAUACUCUCGCUAUUAAACUUGGCAACAGACCAUCUAAGAAGGAACUAGAGGACAAGAACAUCUUGCAGCGUACAUCUGAAGAAGAGAGGCAGGAAAUCCGACAACAAAUUGGAACCAAGCUAGUCAGGAGACUUAGCCAGAGGCCCACAAGUGAAGAAUUAGAGCAAAGAAAUAUUUUAAAACAAAAGAAUGAAGAAGAAGAGCAAGAAGCAAAAAUGGAACUUAAACGCAGACUCAGCAGAAAGCUCAGCCUGAGACCUACAGUGGCAGAGCUACAAGCUCGAAGGAUCCUGCGGUUUAACGAGUAUGUAGAAGUCACCGAUUCUCCCGACUAUGAUCGCCGGGCCGACAAGCCCUGGGCCAGGUUAACACCUGCUGACAAGGCAGCAAUAAGGAAAGAACUAAAUGAAUUUAAAAGCACAGAAAUGGAAGUUCAUGAAGAGAGUCGACAGUUUACAAGGUUUCAUCGUCCAUAAUGAAGUACAAGACUCUUUUGAAACAUAAACUGAUCAUCUUUGAAGGAAGCCUUGCUUCCUGAAAGCCUGAUAUUGCACUGGGAUUUGAAUGUGUGUGUUUCCGUUUAACUUGUGAAGGAAGCGUGUGAAAGUGCUGGAAAGUUCCCUCUCUGUCCAGCCCAGAUGGGGCCAGCAAGCAAAGGAAAGGGUGCAGUGACUCUGCUGUCCAGCAUGUAUACUGAUGGUAAGGGACACAACCAUGGUUACCCCACUUAUUCUUCAGGAGUUUUAAUCAAAGAAGAUGAGCAGAAGACAAUCGCUGGCUCCCUGUUACUAGAAAGCCAAAUUUUAGAGUGCAGGUUAAAGAAAAAUGGGAAAUGGAAUUGCUGGGCACUGAAAGGGGUGGGAGUUGAAAAAAAUCAGGAAGAAAGAAAUAUUUCAUUAUGUUAAUGAAGAAAAAAAUUGAAGCAUAAAUGUGUUUUUGAAGUAGGCUUUGGUAAGUGAGAACUUAUUAAGGGAUUGGGGAAUCUAAUCACCUAACGUGGAUUCCUUAAAAACCUGAUCUUAGAAGAAUAUUCUAGUCUCACCAUUAUGUUGGUACAGUAUAGUACCAUUAUUUUAUGUUGUGCCAGUGAAUCCAAUUGCCAGAAAUAAGUCUGAGUGUUUUCAUGCAUCUUUUUCUUAAGUGCAAGAGGCUUGUACUGACUCUUAACAAGCAUGCUUACCCAAAUUUUGUUGCAUGCUUUAAGUAGCAGAGCUAUACAUAUUUUACCUUUUUUUUUUUUUUCAUAUACUUCUUACCUAAUGUACCGACCUUCCACAAGGAUAACAGGACUGGGAAUAAUAUGAGGUGUAAUGUGACCCUAUAAAUUGAUAGCAAGCCUUAGAAAUAAAUUUUUUGGUCUUUCCCUAGCUUGAUUAUCUCCAAAGUUGGAACAACUAUACUUGAUCUAAGGAAGACAAUAUUGACAGUCAUGACACCUUUUCAAAAAAAUCUGAAUCCAAAGUUAGAACUUAAGCAAAAUGCAAGUGUUCUGCCAGCAGUUAGUUCUGACUGGGACUGCAAAGGACUCGUUAUUUUCAGGGCUGAAUUAAGUUGGAUUGCUGCUAUUAUAAAAAAUAAAGUACAUGAAUCAAAAAAUACUCACCCAAAGGCUUACAAGAACACAGAAGAUUUUUACUAACUUGCCAGUGAGGAGAACUUCAUUUUGUAUUUUAAGAGUUUGCAGAUUACAUUCAUAAAGAGAGCACUGACUUUCAGUGCAAAACCAUCAGUGAGAUUAAAAUCAUGAAAGGUUUCUCUAUGAGCCUGCAGUCAGUAUUGUUUACAUUAAGAAACCUUCUAAUGUCAUCCUACUAUUUUUUCCAUGGCGUCAUCGGCACAGCAUGUCUUCUGCUCCCAAAUUCAUAUGAGCAGAUGUAAAUACUACCUUGCAUUAAAUUGUUCUUUCAUGAUUGUCUUGUGCCCCUUUUAUUAAAAACAUAUAAGGUGUAUAAUAAUAAGAAAAGACCUAAAUAUACUUUAUUUUACUCUCAGAGCAUGAGGUAGAAUAUUCUGAAAUGUUUCUGGUUCAUAAUAUAGAAGACUAUAAUUUUCAAUUUCAUCCAAAAAUCAGUUUAGUUUAUCUGGUGGAUAAAUUUGAUCCUAUUGUUCACUUAUAUUUUAAAGAGCCACUCAAAACCGAGUGAUUCUUGCUUAAAAAUAAAAAAAAAAGUAGCUCCAGUAAGCUUAUUACAAAAAGCCAGGACCAUUUUAUAGCUAAGAAAAGUAACCAGCAUUGUUGCACUCACCUAUGUGCAUUAAUAAUAUCAACCUAGAUCCUGUACUGCUGCCAUUUCAUUAAUAGGAUACAACAUAUUUUUGCUCUGAAAAAAAUUUUCUGCAUGCCCAAGUAUCUUUCUCUGGCUGAGGUUUGUCCAUUUUUCAUAGUGUUUGAAUCUAGCCAUGGACAUUAACUUUGUUCUAAUUUUUUGCUGAAGUCAUCCUUUUCCUUAUGAUAUUACUGUAUUAUCAUUUUAGUGUCUUGGGAAAAAUACAAGGAAUGUAAUGUUUUAACUUUCUAUACUUACGCUCUCUAAACAUUGACAUUUCUAAUCACAAGGUUUCUACAAAAAUAUUCAAUAUAAGACAUUAUCACUGUUUCAUCAGUCAAGAUAAAUGUUUUAGAAAGUCUCUAUUUGAUUGAUAAAAAGAGCAACUUUUUCCCAGUCAGUGCAUAUGAUGCAGUUUUUAAUUCCCCACGAUGAGAUUUACCCAGUACAAAAGUGAGAAUCCGGUCCCUCAAUAUACUGUUUUCCUUGUAUGAUAUGUCAGAUUUACGAACUACCCACACCUUUUCUUCACACUGAUUGACAUAUUUAGAGGAAAGUUUAAAAGUUAGGAGUUAAAAAAAUUUUUUUAAUUAAUCUCUACUAAUCUUGAUAUUUAAAAAUCAGACCUACUGAUUAUAUCAUUAGAAUGAUUCUUUAAAUAAAAAGCCAUGGUAAAAAUUGAAGGAUUAUGAGCUAAGCUAUAUUCUGCAGAAUAAGGCUCCAGUUUAAUAGCUAAUUUUAAAAGGUAGAAUCACUGCAUUUCCAUCCCAGGUCUCUCGCCUGGCAGCCCUGAAAGGAUGCAAAGGUGUGGACCACCCUCAAUUAUGCCUCUGCUCCAAGUCAGCAUUUCUACAAUCUGGCCAACAAGCUGCAGUUCUAUAGAGAAAAUAAGUGUGUGUGAGGAGUGGGCUGUUGUAACACAACACCAGAGUUUUCCCUAUUUCAAAAGGAGGCAUUAGGCCGACAAAGAGGAAGUGAGUAGGUUUUCUGAGUCUCCAAGAUAUGACUAAGGAAGAAAACAAACCCUUCUCCAGGAAGAUCCCAGGCAAGAAAGAACUAGACAGACUGUAAAAGCCAAAGCGGCCAUUUCCAUCUUUUUUUAAAUGGAGGAAAAGAACAUUAACUUCAAAGUAGUAAGAAGACGCCUUUGGCUUUAUCAGCAUCCUUGUGAUCAUUAGCAAGCAGUCAGACAAAAUUAGUUCUCUGGUGAUCAGUUUAAUUUAAGGCAGCCUGCCUGGUAAUUGCCUGUGUACCUGAAAUGUCUUGCAUAUUUUAUGUUUGAUAAAAUUUAUCUUUAUGUUAAUUCCUUAAAUUAUUUAAAUUAAAUCUAUAAUAUUCAGAGAACCAUUUGGGGUAUUUAAAACAUGUUUUAAAUGGAGGAAAAAACAAACUCAUCUCUCUCUCAGAUUUACCCAGAAAAACUUGACUUUGUGGUUUCAUUUUGAUAUUCUUUAUUAGCAUAAUGAUUAUAAUCACUUGUCUGUAUUCUUUUAGUAGAAAGUUCUGCAGUGUAAGUGAAAAUCUAUUCAAGAAAGUAGUGGAAUUGAAUACAUCCCUCAAAAACAUCACAUAUUGAAAAUGAGAGCUAAUUCCUUAAAACCUAUCAUUUGGGUUUUACACCCUGCAAUUAAUUCAGUGCUGCACUGGUACUUUUAAAAAAUACAGUAGCUUAUACUUGAGAGGAAAAAAAACAACUGUAGUAACAUUGCAUAUCCAAUAUUACAUUUUAACACAUGACAAGUAUGUAUUUAUACCUAAUAGAGUCAGACAGACAUAACUUUCAAAAAUGGCACUGUAUUCACAAGAGAAAAAGGCAGUCGUGUUCACAUUCAGAUAGUGAAAGCUUUCUUUUCCUCCUUAUUGCUGAAAUAUUUCUUAUAUUAUUAUUUUUUAAGUGGUGCUAGCAGCACAAUUCACAGAGUGAGAAAUCUUCCUAAGAAUAAGGGAGAUGGAAUCAAACUAGUACAAGAUACAUAAAUUUAUAUCAUUCCACCAGUGUGGUAGCUUAAGCAUUCCUAAAUUCCAAUCAUAUUAUGAAGCCUAACCUUACUAGUUAGAGUUAUUCAUUUUGAGACAAGAAUUCCUCACAUCAUGAGAAUAUGUUAUGAGCACUGAAGAACCACUGAGAUUCAGUUUAUUUAGAAAGUUGUCCCUUGGCCUCUUGAAAUGGCUAAUUUACCACUACUGAAUUUUGUUCUCUACUUACUGGUGGUAUAUAUCACACUGUUUUACUUGGCAAAGCAGAAUCAACUUCUAGAACUGAACUAUGUUCUGGGGGGAAUGAAAUGGCAAAGUAACCAUCAAAUUAGUAGAACCACCUUUCUGAGAGGAAGCACCUCUCCAGAUAGUUCCAACCCAAGUUUCAAAGAGCAGCAUGAGGAUCUACUAUAAUUUGGCAGUGACUGAAGGAUGGUGGGGAGAAAGGUAUUCCCAAACCAUUUUCAUUUUCACUUUUCUUUUAUUUUUUCAUUAAGCUUAAGCUCUGUAUAGAAAAUUGAACCACCAUUAGAAUUUCUAGAAAACAAAGGAAACAUAUUCACCUAUGCUUUUAUAAAGACGGUCAUCCCAAAUGAAGAAAUCCUAUUGUAUAUACUAUAAGAUUUCUGGCAAAAAAAAAGAAUUUGUGGCAGCUAUCCCCACCAAAAACCAACCCUAUAGGCAAAGGUCAGUUUUAGCUGUGCUGGGAUUUACUGCCCAGAAAAUGUCAUUUAGCUUGUCACAUUGCUAGCACAGCUGCAUGUAGGAGCAAAGCACUGUUGACCGGUGUUUCUCAGUGGGGGGUGCUGUUGGCAUUUGGAGCUGGGCAAUUCACUGUUGUACAGAAAUGUCCCCCACCUUGCAAGAUGGGUAAUAUCCCAGGCCCCUGCUGACCAAAUGCCAGUGGUAUGCCCAGUCACUGUAAACACCAAAUGUAAAAAGCCCUCCCUAUAUUCAAGUGUCCUUCUUGGAGGGCACUACAACCCACUUUGAAUUCCACUGCCUACUGCAAUUUGGACACACCGGAAAAAGUGCCUAUUUCAACAUAUCAUCUUGACUGCCUUGCAUUUCUCUGGGCCCUGAAUAGUUUCUUGCCCCUUUAUUUUUCAAGCCUCCUGCUUUGAUGCAGCUUUAAUUUGCCAUUUCUUUGGGGAGGAAGUUCCCAGGCAGCGUUGGCAAUCCCGGUGGUCACAGUCACUUGGCUAGUGCUUGUGUGUACUUAAAGGAGAGAUUUCACAUGAAGUAACUAUUUUUUUCCUUUGGCCUCACAAUUUUACUUCAGAACUAUACAGUUGGUGAUAAUUCUCAUCAGUGUCAUGAAGAUUGUUACAUGGCUUACCCACAAACCCAACCACCAACAAUUCACAUAAACAAAAACUGUGGUCCAUGAACAUCACCAUUAGAUUUCACCUGGUAAGCUGCAUCCCUUGAGUUCCAAAACAGCUACCUGUUUAUCCUAUUAAGGAAGUAUUUAAUCCAUAUGCAAAUGCUUGAAUUCCCCCUAUAUAAGGAUAGUCGUGUUGUUCAACUUUGUAAGAUUUGUGAAUACUGAAUUAUGAAGGAAACAGAUUACGUGUGGGCCGCAUGCAUGUUGUUCAUACUUCAGUGAUGGUCGUACACAAAACAACAUGUUUUAUGUAGGUGAAACAUUAUUCAACUGUACCAACCAUACAUAAACAAAUUUAUUCUUUGUCACUGUUUAUCACCAAAAUGGAAUGGUAUAUAUGUCUCAAAAUGAUUUGGAUGAAUUGUGGCUAACAGGAUGGAAUUAAUUUGGCCACUAUAGUUUUUUAAAAUAUUAAAAUUUCUAAAUAUAUUUUUUGACACAGAGCAACUCAGAAUUGAUAAAGGUGGUUAUAUUGUGAACUUUUAGAUGGUGCUUAAGAAUUCUUACCUUGCUAAAUACCAGGUUUUUUUUUUAAAGAAUAAAUUGAAGGGAGUAAAUGAGGCAAAAUGCCACUCCACACUCAGGUCAAUUUUACGAUAUAUUAAAAUGCCAAUAAUAUUUGUGCCACUUGCCAAUUUAGAGUUUGUUUUUAUCAUUACAUAGCUUAGACAGCCUCCACAGGGAAAAGUCACCAUUGCAAUACUAAUUAGCAUUCAAAACCAAUCUGAGUGAAUCUAGGGUCAAACCACUUUUAUUGCUUAAAAUGUAGGCAUUAAUUCUUAUUUUUAUUUUUUCAAAUAUUUCUUCUGUGGCUUAGAAAUGUGCCAAUAUGUCCAAACAUUUUGCGCCAACUUUACCAGAUUCAGUACUUACUAAAAACUCCAAGGAAUCAUUUUUUUUAAUGUAACAAUGAUUUUUAAAUAUAGAGCUAUAUGCAUUCUGUUGUUACUUCAAGCUUUGGUUAAAGUGAUAAGAAUGGUAAGCUGUGAUCAUUAUCAGACUGACUGAAUGAUUCCCGAUUUCCAGUGAGUAAUCUAAUCCUACAUAUUGCACAGGUAUAGUAUCUGUGAGUGUAAAUAACUGGAACUGUACACUGAUUAACAUGACAGUUUCUUUUUUGCUGUUGUUCUUGAUCUGUACUGUAUUAUAGUAUGUGGGUAUAAACAUCUACAAAUAUACACACAUAUGUAUAUGUAUUCCACUAUUGUAACCUGAAAGACUAUGUAUUAUCUUUUUUAUUCCGUACUGAUGUUUGUGUUAUUUAAAAAGCAAAAUUAUGCUCUAUUUAGUUGUAUAAUAUUAUAGGAUACAUUGCUGUGCACAAUUCCAAGUGCCUUAGAACAUUGUUUAGCUUUCCUAAGUAUAUAUAAAUGCAUAUAUGUAUAAAAUUGGGAGAAGUUACCUCAAUAAAAUCAUUGGGAAAUGCCCA